AUGAGCUUUGCCAGCCAGCUCUCUGACUACUUCCUGUUACUAGAUGACAGUGUCUUUUGCGCCCCCAACUUCAUCAGUCACAUUCAACGGGAGGUGAACACCCUCAUGUCUGAGUCAUGGGUGCUCCUGGAGUUCUCCAACAUGGGCUUCCUUGGCAAACUCUUCCACAGCAGGCACCUCCCGCUCCUGGCCCACUUCCUCCUCCUCUUCUACAGGGAGAAGCCUCUGGGCCAGCUGAUCCCUCACUUCCGUACCCUGCUGGCCCAGAAGGAUGUGAUCCUAAGCAGGCCUUUCCUCUUCUAUCACCGCAUCUCCUACUCUGUCCUCAAUGACAACCAGAAGGCCCCAGCAUUUCAGAGACACCCCCAGGCCCCCGACAACCCACCGGGGACCGUCUUCACCGACAUGAAGGUCUUUGAAGCCCACGCCCCCUGGCAGGCUUACACUCUGGAUGAGUCUUUCUUCUGGACCUACAAUGUCAGCGGGGGGAGCCAUCUAACCGUCAUUUUGAACCACCCAGCGAACUUGAGGAGGGUGCAGGUGUUGACGGGGUCCAUCAUGGACGGGAAGCACACCCUGCAGUGGGGACAGGUAGAGCUGGGCUACGACCCGGAGGACGAGCCUCAGCGCUGUGGCAGCUUCGCCUUGCUGGGCCCUCUCCUGCAGGGGCAGAUGGACCAGGAGAUAGUUAUGAAGAGUAUGGGGUACAAUGUGAGCUGUGUGAGGCUGGUGGCGAAAGCCAGUCAGCUUGGCGGGCUCAUGAUCAGGCACAUUCACCUCUGGCAGGAAAACGCGAAAGGCUUGAGUUGA
Messenger RNA from Condylura cristata (star-nosed mole), 810 nucleotides. Its product is annotated as alpha-1,3-mannosyl-glycoprotein 4-beta-N-acetylglucosaminyltransferase-like protein MGAT4E. The coding region runs from base 1 to 810 and encodes 269 amino acids. The record is from RefSeq and is a predicted model, not a curated record. The transcript has a single exon. Gene Ontology annotation, molecular function: acetylglucosaminyltransferase activity. NCBI's taxonomy places the organism in Eukaryota, Metazoa, Chordata, Mammalia, Eulipotyphla, Talpidae. Gene Ontology annotation, biological process: protein N-linked glycosylation.